AUGCUGGCAGCGAGGCGCGUCAUUGAAGGUUUCACAGCCGAUAACGACGGUGUCAUUCUGUACCCGAUUCCAGAUUCAAGCCCUCAAGGGGGCCGAGACUACCAGAUGACAGUGCUGUUGAUGAUUGGGAAGUCCUCAGUUCCGACGGCACAUCGCCUCGCAUGCGGACUCGAUCGCUGCAACAUCGAGAAGACGCUCGACCAGCGAAUAGACGACUGGAGCUUCGAAGAGGACAUCAUGGCGCAGAUCGAAGGGAUGCUCUUGAGGCACACGGCCCCUGCAGUUCAAUUGGGUUUCGGGCGGGCGAACUUACCGGCGAAGUUCCACGCGAUCAUGCACCAGCUGUUUCUCCUCAGCCCAGAUGUUGCCACCUUCGCGCAGCUCGUGAAGGACGUGCCCGUCUGGCUGUCGGAUCAAGGCACGGAGUCUGGGAUUGCACGCAUCGAGCCCAUCACGGUGGAGAAUGUGCUGUCCUACAUGAUCGACAUGAGCAGGAGCCUCGAGUUCAGCGGGGCGCUUCACUUGAACCACAAUGCUGGCAAACACCUUGCAGAUGUGAUGCCAGAUUACACGGAGGCUGUCAGGAGACUCAGUAAAGUGGCAGAGCUGUUGGACAACCCUGAGUCGAAGGAGCGGCUUGAAUCCACGUGCUUCUCAAAUUCGCCAGUCAUGAAGGUCUUGUUUGAGCCCAUCGAGAAGUUCAAGGGCCACUGCCACGUCGAGCGAUGGGGCACAGUUGCCAACGCCGUACUCCACAUCACAGGCGACGUCGAGGCGGGCUUGCGUUACGGCUGGGACUGCCUCAAAUACAACCACGGCAAGAAGAACAGAAUCGUUGAUGGUGAUAACAACGACGUCGGCGGUGUCAAAUUGAAGGACCUAGAUGAGACCAUCAAGUCGCCGUUUUGGUGGGCUUACUGGCGCAUGCUGGACAGAAUUGCACAAGCACUGUUUGACAUACUCAGGUGGUGCGAGUCGUGCUCUUGCCAUUUCGACUUGCUUGAGGAGUUGCGCGCAGGAGACCGCGGCCACGACGAGGAGGUUGUCAAACGUGUUCGCGAUCGAGCCUCGAAGUGCCCGUUGAGAGGCAUGCGAUGCCAUGAUGUAUGCGCAGGUGGUCUUCUUGAUUAUGUGAAGCAGCGCCUGAGCUACCACGUCGCAGAGUUCGCCAGUCAUCUGCCUAACGACAUCGGGCAGCCCGAUAAGCAGAGCAUCCUCGAGCAGUGUGAAAGUGGCAGGGCUCACAUUGUCGCCUAUUACACGGUCAAGUUGGCGCACGGUACUUCGUCUACUUACAGCAUUAUUGGGAUGGCAUGUGGAAGCCAAGAGAGAGCCCGGGCGUGUUACCAACAAGUACUGCGCAAGUUGGGCAAGCAUGCUGCUACUGACGCUUUCCUAUCAGAUGCACGCGCGCAAGAAGAAGCGAGGGAGUGGGCAGCGAAUGGAUUUGAGCGAGCCUUUCGGGACGCCGCUGAUAAGCCACAUCUUCGGUAUUGGAUGGGCCUGUAUCGUUUCGCGCCGAGUGCAGAAAGAGUUGUUGAGGGUACCCAUGCCAAGACGAAGCACGAGGUUGUCAGGGCUCCGCAUCAUGGAAAUGCAACGGUCAGCUUGUCGAAUAGGAUGCAGAACCUCAGCAAGUACAUCACGACGAGUCUACAUGCCUUCCUCACCUUUGCAAAGGAUGUCCAGGACGUGAAUAAUGGCCGAAAAGCGUGUGAGAUUCUUGGCAUCGCAAAGCACCCAGAGUCAGAACGUGCUGUGCGGACGGGGGACUCAGAUAAGAUUCACUGGCAAGUGCUCUACCAUGCAGACGCCUUCACCAAGUACAGGAUGGAGCUGCCCAAGAUCGAGGUCACCAGCGCCAACUUCAUCGAGCACCCGCACAAGAUCCCUUUGAGCGAGUCCGACUGCGCCUGCAAGAGAGAUGCUUUUGUGAACCAUGUGAUUAACGCAUUGAAGGCUGACGGCACGGUGUACAGCAUGCCCCUUCAGCACAAUGCCAUCGUAGAGCUGCACAAGCUGUUUCAAGCAUUCGAUCCAGAACAGCAGCCUGUUGACGAGGGCACCUGGCAGGCGGCCCUGCCCUUGCCUCAGAGCGGUGACGACGAGAUCCUCCGCAUUCCCCGGCCGAAGAUAUCAGGCCAAGUGCAACUCGGAGGCGUCAAAACCUUCGUGGUGCACAAGCUUCUGAGGCACAACAAGGCUCAACAUACUUGUGCAGUUAGCGCCAACGCGGUGGGCAAGGAGUUUGGCGACGCCGCUGAGCCAUGUGCUCUUCAUCCAGCUGCGCUCUCGCCAGAUAUUUUGUCUAAGAUAUGUUCCUGGAGACGUUCCAACAACGAGUUCUUUGAGGUGAGAUUGCCUGAACACAUCAUGUCGCAGAUUCCAGUGGAGGAGAUGGAGAUGUUUGGGAUGGCGAUCCACACGCUUCUGAAGUACCCGAACGGUUGCAAUCGGGAGCAGGUCGUGCCUGAACAUCCCCUACGGCCAAUCCAGGAGCUCAUGGGUACGCUGUGCAAAUUGGGCCUCUGGGAAGGACCGCCGUACAAGAUCACCGUCAUGGGGAAGGCGCUCCUUGAAGUCGGCAUCGGCUUGAACUGCCCAACGCCGCUGCUGAUGCCGCACAAACGCACCAAUGACAUCAACGAGGCAACCCUCGCACAGCUGAUCUUGUACAUGGAGGAGACGGGCUGGGUUAACUUCGACUUAUCAACGUCAUGGACCGUGGUCGUCAGAAGCUCGCCUGGCACGCUUGGGAAGAGGGGACAGUUGUUGCUUACCAAGAGCCAGGGUAAGCAACAACUAUCACUUCUUAGGGCUAGGGCGGGCGAGGCCAGGCGAUGCUUCAGAUGUCCACCAAGGGAGAAAGCAGCGGCGGUGGAGAAGCCGCACACUCCUGGGAUCGGUAAGAAGUGGUAUUCAUUCAAAGGGCAUUCGGUUUCCAAAUACUACCUGCUGGCGCUGAUCAAAAGUGAGGAUGAGGAGACAAUGACCAUCGAGGAAGUUCGCCACUUUGCCCCGGCUGCAUGGUACAUGAUGGUACUCGGCAUUGAGCAGCCCUCUCGUCGCCAGCCCCAGGUGCCCAUCAUCGGCGACGAGGACUGGCCUGGGGACUCCCUGCCGCAGCCUCCAGCCGCGAAGAGGGCGCGCGCCUCGACGAGGGGGAUCAGGAUCAUGAAGACCCCCCCAGCCCCAGCAGGCGGAGACCACGAGGAGGCCGACGCCGACAAGGGUGACGACGGCAACGCUGACGAGGGCGCGGAGGUCGUGGAGGAAGAUGCGGAGUCUUCAUCAAGCGAGUCCAGCACAUCAGAUUCGACCAUUUCUUCAAGAAGGUCUUCUUCCAGCAGCGAAUCUGCUUCACCGUCUGACGGUGAAGAUGAUGAUGACUCUGAGGGGGGAGGCGACAGCGACGAGGACAAGCAGAAGGCGCCGCGCAAGCCGCGUGGGCCGAAUCGGUUCCGAUCUUACGAGGACGAACAGGGCAACAAAUACUUCAAAUGGGUGUCGCUCUUCAGGUUGCACAGCAACGUCACUGGAGAGUUCACCGGGUGGAGGGCAAGGUGCAAGCGGCCAGGACACACUGGCAAGGGCUGCAGCAAGAGCCAGACAAUCAACAGCGAUGGUGGAUCUGAGGGAGCGCAGCGCCGCAUGCCGCACUGGGCUUGCCUUGGCGACAGCUGCGGCUCGAAGGGCCAGCACGUGGACGCCUGGGCCGAGGAUCUGCAGCUCUGGGACGACGGCCGCAUCGACGAGCUGGGCGCCUUGGAGCGUGAGGCGUGCAAUCCUUGA
This is a messenger RNA of Prorocentrum cordatum, 3792 nucleotides long. NCBI's taxonomy places the organism in Eukaryota, Dinophyceae, Prorocentrales, Prorocentraceae. The record is from the annotation of a GenBank genome assembly.